Messenger RNA from Neltuma alba, 2573 nucleotides. RefSeq names its product protein trichome birefringence. The record is from RefSeq and is a predicted model, not a curated record. NCBI's taxonomy places the organism in Eukaryota, Viridiplantae, Streptophyta, Magnoliopsida, Fabales, Fabaceae. Bases 441 to 2297 code for a protein of 618 amino acids. Gene Ontology annotation, cellular component: Golgi apparatus. The transcript has 5 exons. Gene Ontology annotation, molecular function: O-acetyltransferase activity.
UCGAAAGUUGAUAUGUGGCCAGAGUGGUGGGCUUGGAAGGAAUAAACCUUGAUGGAAGCGCGCACACAUGGAGGGAACAGACAUGAGAGUGGUGGCAUUUCUGCAGAUAAUCUGGUAAGCACGGCCACAUUCAUAACAUAACCUCUUUCCCUUUUCUGCAUCUCCCUCUCCAUAUUUUCAUGAUCAUGACCCGCGACAAUGGAAAAUCGCCUUCCCCCACUCACAAUUCACAAAUUUCACAAGUCACAUAUUUUCUGUAAACCAAACUAACCCAACUUCUCUCUCCAGAACCUUUUCUUUUUCUCUUUUGUUUCCAUAUAUCGCUCAGGUUCUCUCUUUUCGCGACCCUGUUGACAGAAACAUAUUCUCCAUCAUCUCUCCCUCCCUCCCUCCCUCUGUGUUCAAGAUAGGGACGAUAACACGGCCGACCCUCUCCAUUCAUGGCUGAAGCCACCAAGUACCUUCCCCUCGGUGGAGGGAACCUCAUCCCAGACAUUAUGAGCUUCCUCGCUCAUUUCAAGACCAGAAGAUCAGUACCCUUUGCCUAUGGCUUCAUGUUCGUUUUUGUUGCUUUCACUGUUUUCUUAGCCUUCUCUCCUUCACCAAAUGCUUCUUCUCCGGGGUUCACCAAUAUUUUCGCUACAAGUUCUGCGUCUGCUUCAUAUAAAUCUCAAUUCAAUUCCCUUUUCUACUACUUUUUCCCCAACAUUUCAUCUCCCAGCCAUCCCCAAAGCUAUCCCCUUCACAUCAACACCACUUCUAGAUCUAUUAAUGUCACUUCUUCAUCUCCCAACUCAAGUUCCAAACCAUCCACUUCCAAAACCCAAAGUUCUUUUAUUUCAUCUCAAAAUAAAUUUCCAGCCACAAAUCACACCGCAAUUCCCUCUUCUAAUUUUAAGACGUCAAGUAAUCGGACAUCAGUUUUGCCAGUGAAGCCGCCUCCCAUUGUGAAUAAGCAACCAUCCGGCGCUGUAAAUCAUACUCGCAGCCCUGUGAAGUCCAGUGAAAGUAAAGCAGUGAAGGCAAAUCAAUCCACAAAUGCUGCCGCCUCACCAAAAGUUUCGGCGUCUCCCCCUCUCCAACGUGUCCCAGUUAACCCGAAGAAGAAUCUGAGUUCAGUUGAAGGAGUGAAGGGUGUUGCGUCGAAUAAUUAUACAGCUUCCUUGGCGAAGAAGCAGGGAAAUUCGACAGUUACAGGACAUAAGAAUGAGUUGAUUGAGUCUCUGAUGAAAUGUGAUUUAUUUGAUGGGGAAUGGGUUAGGGACGAUUCGUAUCCUCUUUAUAAACCCGGUUCUUGCAGUCUGAUUGAUGAGCAGUUCGAUUGUAUUCAGAAUGGCAGGCCUGAUAAAAACUAUCAGAAAUACAAGUGGAAGCCUAAGGGGUGCAGCCUUCCGAGGUUGGACGGCCAUCGUCUUCUAAAUAUGUUAAGAGGGAAACGGUUGGUUUUUGUUGGCGAUUCCAUCAACAGAAAUAUGUGGGAGUCGCUAAUUUGCAUACUGAGAAACUCUGUCCAAAAUAAAAGCAAAGUUUAUGAAGCAAAUGGCAGGGUCCAGUUCCGUGGGGAAGCCUCCUAUUCUUUUGUGUUCGAAGACUAUAACUUCACCGUAGAGCUUUUUGUAUCUCCAUUCUUAGUUCAAGAAUGGGAAACCGCGGACAACAAUGGAACGACGAAGCAAACUCUUCGUCUGGAUUUGGUCGGGAAGUCUUCUGAUGAAUACAAAGAUGCAGAUAUUAUGAUCUUCAACACUGGCCACUGGUGGACACAUGAAAAAACUUCGACAGGGAAGGACUAUUACCAAGAAGGUAGCCAUGUGUACGAGGAACUUAAUGUUCUUGAGGCAUUUCGAAGAGCUAUAACAACAUGGAGCAGAUGGGUUGAUGCCAACGUGAAUCCAUCCAAGUCUGUGGUCUUCUUCAGAGGCUACUCUGCUUCCCAUUUCAGUGGAGGACAGUGGAAUUCUGGAGGCCAAUGUGACAGCGAAACAGCGCCUAUCGAGAACGAGAAAUACCUGACAGAAUACCCACCAAAGAUGAAGGUUCUGGAAAAGGUGAUAAAGUACAUGAAAACGCGUGUGACGUAUCUGAAUGUUACGAGGAUGACGGAUUUUCGAAAGGAUGGUCAUCCCUCGAUAUAUAGGAAGCAAAACCUAUCACCAGAAGAAAGGAGAUCACCGUUAAUGAUUCAGGACUGUAGUCACUGGUGCCUUCCCGGUGUUCCUGAUGCUUGGAAUGAGAUUCUCUAUGCUCACCUUCUUGUCAGACAAUAUCAGAAUCAGAAACAGAGCAAGAGACCUUGAGUUGAACCGCCAAUCACAUCUUUAUAACCUCAGCUCGUGCAGAAGCAGAUAUAAUACAUCCCACUUUUGUCCUAUCUGUUUCCUGGGCUUGGUAUAGCGAUAGUUUUUUUUACCCCUGUUAAAUGUUCAAAAUGAUUAUACUAUAUGAAUGUGAGGAUAUAGCAUAUAGCAGAGGCAAUAGAUGGUGAGGAAAGAGGAGACAAACAGUCAGGUGUCUUCUCGGGUCAUUGUAAAUUAAUAAUCCCCUCCAAUUCUUCUGUUCUUGUUGAGCCGGUA